AAUCUUCACAUAUUGACAGAUUCAUAUCUGUCAAUGAUAGUGAACAUCUCAAUGUUGAAUUAUUGAUUAAAAACUUGAAAAAUAUGAUAAUGAAGAAAUUAUCUGUAUUAUAUAUAACUGAGUCUUCUGUAUCUCUCUCUGCUCUCUCUAUUUCUUUCUCUAUCACUCUCUCUCAAUCUCUUACAUCUGUCUCUGUGUCUGAUUCUUCUGCUUCUGCUAUCUCUGUUUCUGUGACUCUCACUUCUGCUACUUCUGCUUUCUCUGCUUCUAUCAUCUCUGCUUUUAUUAUCAGCUCUCCUCAUUUCAAGAAGAUAUUAUGUAGACUUAAUGAAUCAU
Blastomyces gilchristii SLH14081 is the source of this 336-nucleotide messenger RNA. RefSeq lists its product as uncharacterized. The annotation marks the transcript as partial. The record is from RefSeq and is a predicted model, not a curated record. NCBI's taxonomy places the organism in Eukaryota, Fungi, Ascomycota, Eurotiomycetes, Onygenales, Ajellomycetaceae. The transcript has a single exon.